AUGGAUUUUAUGCUAGAAGAAAUUGUUUGCCACUAAUGUGCCUACAAGUCUCAUGCAGAUCAUGCUAAGAAGCUUGAUCAUAUAGUCGCCAGUGAUAUUUAGGGAUACUGUGAAAGAGCCCUGAACAGACUUAAAGAGAGAAAGAAUAUGAUCAGUGAUUUAAUCGCUGAUGUUGAAAAUUUUAAGCAGAAAGAGAAAAGCUAUCCAGCUGAAGUAUUUAUAAGGAUACUAAGAGAGGUUUAGGAUUAAUUAAUUCCUCAUAUGGAUAAAAAGGAAAGAAGAGAGUUAGAAUUGAAGUACAAUGGAAAGAAAUUUGCGGGAGAUGAUUUCAAUGAAGAUACUUUGUCAGUUUUUAACAUAACUGAUGAGCAUGAACAACUUUUGAAAGAAUGGAUUCACGGUGAAGAUGAAGCGGCCAAUACUAAAUUUGAGCUUUUAUAUAAAGCUACCAGAGAUACUUUUAGCUGUUACAAGAUGCAUGAAAUGAUAAAUCACAAAGGACCCAUUGUUGCAAUUCUAAAAUCUUAGCAUGAUCAAGUAUUUGGAGGGUACUCAUCAAUAGGAUGGAAACCUGAUGGUGCUUGGACUGCAGAUAGCAAAGCAUUUAUCUUUAGUUUAACUAAAAAGACUAAACAUGAACAAUAUCAAAACAAGGAGUAGGCAAUGUAUUAUGCUAAUACAUUUAUGAUAUGGUUUGGAUAUGAUCUUCUUAUAUAUGCAGAAUGCAAUAACAAUGGAAGUAGCUAUUCUAACUUUGGUACUACGUACAAGCCCCCUGAUGGAAUGAUAGCGAAUUCUGAAGAAGCAAAAAUGUAUUUAGCAGGCUCACAUAACUUUACAGUGAAAGAAAUUGAAGUAUAUAAAGUUUCAUAAUUGGAUUGA
Molecule: messenger RNA, 882 nt
Organism: Stylonychia lemnae
Lineage: Eukaryota; Ciliophora; Spirotrichea; Sporadotrichida; Oxytrichidae
Source: the annotation of a GenBank genome assembly